This is a messenger RNA of Brugia malayi, 1377 nucleotides long. RefSeq lists its product as uncharacterized. The record is from RefSeq and is a predicted model, not a curated record. Lineage: Eukaryota; Metazoa; Nematoda; Chromadorea; Rhabditida; Onchocercidae. The coding region runs from base 1 to 1377 and encodes 458 amino acids. The transcript is spliced from 8 exons.
AUGAGACGAAGUAUUAAUUUCGAGAAGGUCCUUGAAUUCACCCCGAAAAAUUCACCUUAUCGUAUUUCAAAAAACGUUACUGUCCACGCUGAACAAAUUCUCAAAAUACAUGCUGGAACAGAUAUUACUUUUUCUCAAAAUACUGGCAUCAUUGCGCACGGUGUUUUGCAAAUCGCUGGUACCAAAUAUGACCCUGUUAUAUUGCAUGAAAUGAAUGGUACUUGGAAUGGCUUAUGCAUUACAUUUGCUAAUGCAGAUGUAGCGGAACAAUCACGCCUAACUUACUUAAGCGUUUCUGGAAGCAAGUUUGGGAUUCGUAUCGAAUCAUCCCUAUUACCACAGAUAGAAAACAUUAUUAGUAAUAAUAAUGAUAACGGACUUACAAUCUUGGCCUACAAUGACAAUAAUAAUUUUAGUGACAAAAUAAUCAAUCAUACAUUGAAAAAAGUCACGGCUAUAAAUAAUCGUGAAAACGGUGUAUCAGUAAAAAUUACGAAACAAGAAUCGGGUCAUUUUGUCCUAGAAGAGAUAGUCUCAGAGUCAAAUCAAAUAAAUGGUCUUUUGCUAGAAGGAACCCUUCAUGUCACUGUUAUAUCAAGUCAAUUUUUUUCUAACAACGAAAAUGGCAUCUCAACAUACUUAGCAAAUGGGUCAACAUUAGAAGUGUAUGAUUCUUUUUUUGGCUCUAAUGGUCAGCAUGGUUUACAAAUACAGAACGGACAACAAGUUCAAGUUAAAUGCUUUUCCACCACUUUCAAGGCUCACAAUUCUGGGGAAGCUAUUUUGGUUAAAAAUAUUAGUGGUGCUAAUUUCCUAUUAGGCGAUUGCCGUUGGCGGAGUAAUAAUGGUGGGAUUGUUUUUCGAGAUGUUACUGAUAGCAAUUUGCAUUUGUUGAAUGGAAAUUGGAUGUGGAAUCGAGGAGCAUCCAUAAUUGCUGAUAAAAUCAAAGGAAAAACGAAUAUUUUGAUUGAAAAUAACAAAUUUCGACAAAAUGUGUUCCACUCUAAUACUACACUUAAUUCGGUUAUCGAAUUAGGAAUGAAUGAAAAUGACAAAGAUGCUCGCAUUCAAAUAAAUGAUAAUCGGUUUUUACGGAACGCUAUGGAAAUCAUUUUAUUAAUCGGUCGAACUGAACCAAGAAACACGCCAACAAAUGCUGAAAUUAUUAUUGCAAAAAAUUCAUUUCUGGAAAAUUUGGCUUUGAAUGCAGUAUAUCUGGCGGCAAAUUAUGUCAACAUUUCCUAUAAUACUUUUCAUAAUUCUAAGGCUCGUUGUGAACUACAUUCUGGACUAAAACUAUCAAUAGGGACAUCCAUCAAUGCCAUCAAUAAUUACUGGGGCACAGCUAAUCAAGGAGAAGUCAUUUUUCAGUUCUAA